AGCUAUAUUUCUUGAAAAAGUCAAAUUUAAGCGUUGCGCAAAAUGAAAAAAAAAAAAUAAAAAAAAAAAUCAACAAAAUAUCAGCUGUACUUCAGAUCUCGGUUAUGAGUUAUGACUUUUAAGCCUUUACUCAACAGCUACAAAAAUAAACCAUGAAGAAACUGACCACCAUGAGCAUCUUUUCAAUUCCAAUCUUCACUGGUAAUUUUAUCGUCUAUUUUAUCAGAUAUGUUUCUUAAAUUUCUUUUACAGGUAGAGAUGAAAAUCAACUCAAGAGAUUUCACUUAACCAAGAGAAAAAUCCCUAGUUGAAGAAUGAAAAUAUUCAUAUUUAACAUAAAUGAAGAAGUCAAGCCAAGAGUUCAUUGUCAUAACUUUUGAUAAUUAUGGAGUUUCAGGUCACUGUAACCAUCAAGAUGUUCAUCAAGGUGUUCGAAAACUAUUGCAAGAUACUUCACAUAAAGAAGUUGACGCCUGGGAGCUUGUUAGCACUAACAUAUUGCGCAAGUACAGUGGACCAGUGGACAUAUGGUUGUCCCUCCUAUCUGCCAAGUUCCAUUUAAGUGGAUUGGUGCAUUGCUUGCUAAAUGAACAUCCCAGAAGGAGCUUAGCUGCAAUGGCUCAGCACACGAGUCAGUGGGUUUGGUUUCGCAAGCUAUUUGUUUCUUUCUCAAGUUACCCAUAUGUCAACUGCCUUAAGAAGAUCAAUUAGAUAGAUACGUGUAAGGUCGUUGGUUCCUUUUUAGAUGAAGAGGUCAUUGGUUCCUCAAGGCACUUGAUCAUCUAGAUGUUGGUUCAGCAAUAGUUGGUAAAACCACUCAAUUGAUCAGUGAAUGUUUAGAAUUAUUGGUAAUUGCUGCAAUAGUUGGUUUACUACUUGGUGUGCAAUACCAGCAUCCGGACCCGACUUCAUGCUCUUUUUAUUAAUAUUUAAUUUUAAUAAGAGUAAUAAUUGUUUCGUGCUUU
Molecule: messenger RNA, 965 nt
Organism: Capsicum annuum
Lineage: Eukaryota; Viridiplantae; Streptophyta; Magnoliopsida; Solanales; Solanaceae
Product: probable N-acetylglucosaminyl-phosphatidylinositol de-N-acetylase
Exons: 5
Coding region: 340-711 (123 amino acids)
Biological process (GO): GPI anchor biosynthetic process
Cellular component (GO): endoplasmic reticulum
Molecular function (GO): N-acetylglucosaminylphosphatidylinositol deacetylase activity
Source: RefSeq, a predicted model, not a curated record